This is a messenger RNA of Phytophthora infestans T30-4, 336 nucleotides long. RefSeq lists its product as uncharacterized. Bases 1 to 336 code for a protein of 111 amino acids. The record is from RefSeq and is a predicted model, not a curated record. The transcript is spliced from 2 exons. NCBI's taxonomy places the organism in Eukaryota, Oomycota, Peronosporomycetes, Peronosporales, Peronosporaceae.
AUGAGCGAUUAUGACAUUGAGACAAGCAAACUCGUUAUAUUUGAUAAUUUAGUGCUCGAACCAAAGAAGACUCAAGCUCAAAUCGGUCAAUACUUCAUCAGAGGCCAAAAACAAGGAUGGAGUAUGAUCUACAUUAGUCAGAGCUACUUUGGUAUUCCACAGACGAUUCGCAUCAACAGCCAAUAUGUGGUUCUCAGCCGUAAUUUGACCCAACGAGAUCUUGCAAUUAUUUGCCGCGACUUUCCAAUAACAUCUGAGAAGAUGAGCACUAUGUUAAUGGACAUCAUCGAAAGCAAGAUCUAUCGCAAUGUCAUCGAGUAUAUCUGCGAAAGGUAA